Oxyura jamaicensis (ruddy duck) is the source of this 1993-nucleotide messenger RNA. It is a transcript of the gene CASP3, whose product is annotated as caspase 3. Gene Ontology annotation, cellular component: cytoplasm. Gene Ontology annotation, biological process: positive regulation of apoptotic process; keratinocyte differentiation; neuron differentiation. The transcript is spliced from 7 exons. NCBI's taxonomy places the organism in Eukaryota, Metazoa, Chordata, Aves, Anseriformes, Anatidae. The record is from RefSeq and is a predicted model, not a curated record. Bases 66 to 914 code for a protein of 282 amino acids.
ACGGGAGGAAGCCGAGGCCGGACAAAGCGGCGGCGGCCGGGCCGAGUUGAUAAUUGAGAGCCACAAUGGCAGACGUAAAAGAUGGACUACACUUGGGGGAAGAUCUGGCAGAUGCAAAAUCUUUCCCUGGUUCCAAAGGAAUGAACCUACCUGCUAGCAAGUCUAUGGACUCCGGAAUUCUGCCAGACUACAGCUACAGAAUGGAUUAUCCAGAGAUAGGAGAAUGCAUUAUAAUAAACAAUAAGAACUUCCAGAAAGAUACCGGACUGUCAUCUCGUUCAGGUACGGAUGUAGAUGCUGCAAGUGUCAGAGAAGUUUUUAUGAAGCUGGGAUAUAAAACCAAGCUUAGCAAUGAUCUGUCAUGCAGGGACAUUAUUAACGUUUUGAAGAACGUUUCUGAAGAAGACCACAGUAAGCGAAGCAGUUUUGUUUGUGUGUUGCUAAGCCAUGGUGAAGAAGGACUCAUCUAUGGUACAGAUGGUCCCCUUGAACUGAAAGUACUAACGAGCCUUUUCAGAGGUGACAAUUGUAGAAGUUUAGCAGGAAAACCCAAACUCUUCUUCAUUCAGGCUUGUAGAGGGACAGAAUUAGAUUCUGGUAUUGAGGCAGACAGUGGACCAGAUGAAAUGAUGUGUCAGAAAAUACCUGUAGAAGCAGACUUCCUAUAUGCAUAUUCUACUGCUCCAGGAUAUUACUCCUGGAGGAAUGCAGCUGAAGGCUCCUGGUUUAUUCAGUCUCUGUGUAGAGUGCUGAGGGAACAUGCAAGGAAACUUGAACUCAUGCAGAUUUUAACACGUGUAAAUCGCAGAGUGGCAGAAUACGAAUCCUACUCCAAUCGGCCGGAUUUUAAUGCCAAGAAACAAAUUCCAUGCAUUGUCUCUAUGCUCACCAAAGAAUUUUACUUCCGUUGCUAGAAGAAUUGCACCUUGCAGUUGCUCAGUUCAUGUUUUUAUCUGUAAUUUAUACACUGUUUUCCUAUGGAACACCACUUUUAAAUCUGAAUUACUGUUCACUACUGUGUGUGGCAUAAUGAACUAUCUUAAAGUUAGAAGUAAAAAUUAGAAGUAAACCUUAGUAUGGAUAUGUUAGAAAUGCAAAACUGAGUAGCUGAAGCACAGGGAAAUUUGAAAAUAGUGAUCUGCUAAUCUGGAAUAAUCGGGAAGAAGAGACAGAAAAAAGGUCAAAUCACUUACUGAGACCUACUUGGUGCUACAUUUCCCUCCCAGAAGGAGCAGGGAAAAGAAACAGUUCUUGUAGAUGUAGUUUGGUUCCAUAUCUUUGCCAAUAAGAAGAUUCUGAAUGUGGUAUGUUUGCUAAUGACGGUAAUAUGAUAAGCGUCAUCAUUUCUUUUUCAAAAACUCGUGAAGUUUAGGUUAUAAACUAGCCUGAACAUAUUUUAUAACUUAAGAAACAAACUGUGGAAAAUGGUCAUUUCAUUUUUUACAUACAAUUAGGAAGCAUAUGUAGUAUAAAUUCAACUUUCUCUUGAUAUUUUAUAACACUUUGUAUGAAGUAUCGGGUAAAGUAACUUUAUCAACACGGUAUCUGUUUCAAAACAAUUCUGUAUUUCUGGCCUUGAAGCUCAGUGACUUAAGGGACCUGUCUUCCAAAAUGCCUUUUUUUUUUUUUUUUUCAGCUCCCUAGGAAAGGAUGCCUAAUACAAUUUGGUCAUAUUUGAGGCCACAAGAUUCAGUGCAAAAGGAAGUCUGCAUUCUGAGUAGGCUGAUUUCCUCUUUCUGGUCAUAAAUUAGUGUAGGUCUGCUUUCUGCUGUGCACAUACCACAUAAUCUUUAUAAAACCUAGAUAUACGGUACUGGAGAGAUUUCCUUUGUUUAUUAUCAAUUGGGUUAAUUAUUCAUGUCUUUUAUAAGACUUUAGCUGAAGUAUGUUAACAAAUAGUAAAUUUAAAUCUCUUGAUUUUGACUGAAUUUUCUGGAAUAAGCUUUUGGUAAAUUGUAAAAAAAAAAAUAAUUAUAGUUGUGGUGAUGUUUCA